Molecule: messenger RNA, 1225 nt
Organism: Phalaenopsis equestris
Lineage: Eukaryota; Viridiplantae; Streptophyta; Magnoliopsida; Asparagales; Orchidaceae
Product: carboxylesterase YbfK-like
Exons: 4
Coding region: 18-1034 (338 amino acids)
Source: RefSeq, a predicted model, not a curated record
CCUUUAUCUUCUAUUUCAUGGAGCCAUCUCUUUUCAAAAGCAUUCACUUUUUGAGAGAUUCUCUUCAAAAGUUCGCCAUGCGUCUGAGCAUCAUCCCCAUCCUCGACGCUCUCGCCCGCCGCACCUUCACAUCCGCCGGCCUCCGCCCUGAAUCCAUCACCAUCAACUCCGAAACCACCAUCCAUUGCUGGCUUCCACCCUCCCUUCCCCUCUCCUCCCCCCAAAACCCUAACAACCAGAUCUCAAAACCCUCUCUCCUCCUCAUCCACGGCUUCGGCCCCGUAACCACAUGGCAGUGGAGAGCUCAAGUACGCGCUCUCUCCCGCCAUUUCGAUCUCAUCGUUCCGGAUCUCAUCUUCUUCGGACGAUCUACCACCACAUCGCCGGAGAGAUCGGAGUUGUUUCAGGCGUCGAUGAUGGUGGCGCUUUUGAAGUCGCUGGGUGUUUCCGGCGAAAGUAUCGCGGGGAUUGUGGGGACUAGUUACGGGGGAUUUGUAGCGUAUCAUGCGGCGAGGAUGAUGGGGGAGGAAUGGACGGGUAAAUUGGUGAUUGCGAGCUCCGAUUUGGAGAAGAAGGACGAGGAUGAUAGGGCUCUGAUGGAGCGGGUUGGGGGAAUUGGGAGCGUGGUUGAAAUUAUGCUGCCGAGAACUACCGAUGAUUUACGGAAGCUGCUGAAGAUUUCGGUUCGCCGGCCGCCGCGGUUCCCGCCGCCGGAGUUUCUUCUCCGGGAUGUGCUCCGGAAUCUUUACCAAGAUAACAUGGAGAGAAAGAUUGAGCUUUUAAAGGGAGUUACACUCGGCAACAAGGAUUUGUUUCAGCUAACCCCUCUUCGGCAGGAAGUUUUGAUUCUAUGGGGAGAGCACGACGGCAUUUUUCCAGUGAUUAAGGCGUUCCAGCUCAAGAAGAAACUUGGAGAGAAGGUAAAAUUGAAGAUAUUCAAGAACACUGGGCAUGUUCCUCAAUUAGAAGCUCCUGAUGAGUUCAAUAAGGUCCUGCUUUCCUUCUUAUUAGGCUCUCCUAAUUCUACAUUGUGAAGCCUGUUACCCCUUGGGCAGUACAUUCUUACAUAUAAUUUAUAUUGUACUUUGUUACCAAUAUUUAUUCAUACUUUAUAUUUCAUAUUAUUAAUAUUUGGUGAUAAUUUAAGGGCACCUAUGCUCCACAUAAUGUAUCUUUUGUCCCAAUUUUUCUUGCCACUUAGGCCUCGUUUGGGGCAGCUUAUUUA